This is a messenger RNA of Argiope bruennichi, 688 nucleotides long. RefSeq names its product glycine receptor subunit alpha-3-like. Bases 23 to 688 code for a protein of 221 amino acids. Gene Ontology annotation, molecular function: extracellular ligand-gated monoatomic ion channel activity; chloride channel activity; transmembrane signaling receptor activity. Gene Ontology annotation, cellular component: synapse; neuron projection; membrane. NCBI's taxonomy places the organism in Eukaryota, Metazoa, Arthropoda, Arachnida, Araneae, Araneidae. The record is from RefSeq and is a predicted model, not a curated record. Gene Ontology annotation, biological process: regulation of membrane potential; chloride transmembrane transport; signal transduction. The transcript is spliced from 5 exons.
CAAUCUAGUUAUUGGUUGCCAAAUGAUUUUUUAUUAUUAUCCAAUGGACACUCAAGAAUGCUUCUUGAAGAUAGCUCUUUUGUCAAAUCCUGACGACAGAGCUAUUCUUCAUUGGGCAGAGGAAGCCGAACCUCCCUUCCAAAAAACAGAAAGUAUUGUGUUUACAAAUGAUAUUCAACCUCUGAAAUAUCAGCUUUUACCGCCAAGGGCGUACACGACGAAGGAAAUAUGGACAUCAGGGAAUUACACUUAUCUCUAUGCCAAUUUUACAUUCAUACGAAGAAUAAGCUCCAGUCUCCUCAAUGUGUAUGUUCCCAGCACCUUGGUUGUUUUCCUUUCCUGGAUUUCAUUCUGGCUGGAUGUGGGGGCUGUUCCUGCCCGAAUUACCUUGGGCGUCACUUCCUUGCUCACUUUGGCCACUCAGGUGGUUCAGGCAAGAGGAGGCCUCCCCACCAUAAGCUACAUGACGGCCAUGGACAUCUGGCUCUUUGUGUGUCUCCUAACAGUUUUUAGUUCGUUACUGGAAUAUGCUUUCACAUAUCAGAUGUAUUUUGUCAAUAGAAAGCGUCUGAUUCCAGAGAAGCAUGAUAGGGAUAUAUUACAGUUUGAAAGAUUCGACCGCAUGAAAGAUGACAUGAGAUUGCGGCAAACAUCCAAAGUUCUGCAUAUGGUUGCUAAACUUUAUUGA